UGGUGCCGUCAGAGCAGCCAGUCUCCUUCUCUUCCUCCAACAUGAAGAUGAUGACCCUCCGGCUCAGCCCCGACCUGCAGCUCUACAACUUCUCCACCUGGACUUACUCGUUCGACCUGUCGUUUGCCAAACCCGAUGGCGAGCUCCUGCUUCAGAGCGGAGACCUUGGGCUGUACGUGUUGGAGAUGUACUCGUUCUGGAGCAUGGACCAGCUGCAUGCUCUGCAGUACAUUCAUGUCUCUCAGAGGCCCAUCCUACUCCAUCCCCUCAACCCAAGUCAACCCUCGGCAACCUCUGCCUUUCAAUGCUUGCCCAAGGGCUCUCUCUGCCUCAAGUUGAGACUUUCUUUCCCUCGGGUGCAAGUCAACGGUACCGGCAACUACCUUGUCGACCUCAGACUUCAGCUUGCGUGCGUCUUGUGGACCACCGACGUCAGCUCCUGGUCCUUCGAUGCCUGCGAGCUGUCAUCCCUGAAGGAGGAGAACCAGACGUUUCUCUCUGCUACCUGUGCAUGCUCCAGGUCCGGCACCCUUGUCGUGGUGCAGAACCUAAGGCAUUCGGAGAUCAACCCGGCGCUGGGGCUGAUGCCGAAGAAGAGGCAGGUUGGAGAAUGGCCCGUCGUGACCACCUCACUCUUCGCACUGCUCUCCUUCUUCCUUGUCGCGCUUGUGAUGUUCAGGAACAACAGCCUGAACAGCUUCUUGGACGAGCGGAAUGAGCCCAGCAACGGGAUUCAGCAUGAGUUUCAGACGCUCAUCGGAGAUGUAGUGUUCGGAACCCUCGGCAACGAGGAGAAGAAACAGAUUCCGAGCAUGACCACCUCACACUACAAGAAGGAGUACUCGAGGUUGCACGACGACUACUUGGACGACAUCUGUCAGAGCAAGAACUUUUAUCACUCCAUCUGGUUCAAGGAGGGAGUCUUUUGUAAGACCCUUAGGAAGUUCGACUCAAAGGGCAUUAGGAGGAAGAAGUGCAAGGUGCCUGACACGUCUUACAAGCUGACUUGAGCCCGAGAGUCUGGGCGAACCCCAUCCGAUCAACUUGAUGUUUCUGCAACUAGCUCUAUAUUUUCCUUGCUUUCUCUCUUUUCUUUGGUUUUCUGUUACGUAUACACCAGAAACUCUCAUCCUUGUUCCUUUAUAAGCACAACAGAACUGUCAUGGCCUG
Molecule: messenger RNA, 1170 nt
Organism: Guillardia theta CCMP2712
Lineage: Eukaryota; Cryptophyceae; Pyrenomonadales; Geminigeraceae
Exons: 1
Coding region: 42-1010 (322 amino acids)
Source: RefSeq, a predicted model, not a curated record